AUGCAGCGCCAGUUGCCCAGAGGUCGUGAAUCCGCCGGCGCACCCGACGUCUCCCCUUAUCCCCCUCCCCCAGGUAGCUGGCCAUCCGCUAUCCCUGCAGUCCGCGAGCUGGUGGCCAUUGGGAUGCUCUGGGGAGUGGCCCUGCUGCGCUCCAGGACCUACCUGAGCUACUAUGACCUGUCGCAGCUGGCCAACCUGACCGCGUGCCACCCAGCGUGGAGCGCGCCUCGCCAAGACCUUUGCGCCUUCGUCUUCAGCUGGUUGCUGGCUCUGUGGCUGAGGUCUGGUGCCCAGCGGGCCAAACGCGAGGUGAUGCACGUGACCGUCUCGGUGGGCCAGCUCUUCUGCCUCUAUGGAGUGCCCCACCACGCGCUUACCCUCUGCGUAUAGUUUGGCCGCUUCCUGGUCACUCGAGCCAUUUGCAAGCUGUGCAUCCUUGUGCACCUGGUAUCCAAUGCCAACUCCUGUGUUAACCCCAUCCUUUCCUACGCCCUGGUCUCGGAGCACUUCUGCAAGAUCUGCGCAGGUCUCUUGCCCCGCGCCACACGACCAGCCUCAGGCCGAGUGAGCGAUGGGCGCGACACCCACGCUGGCAGCCAUGCUGGAGCCCGAGUACACGAGUACACAGACGUGACGCAUAUGAGGGAGGCGGUGUGGCCUCUGGUCCCUGCACCAACCCUUCCCAGCUGUGCAGCCUCCAGUAAAGCUCUUGGUCUGUCAAGGGAUCCAAACAACAUCCUGGCAGUGUGA
This is a messenger RNA of Jaculus jaculus (lesser Egyptian jerboa), 750 nucleotides long. RefSeq names its product galanin receptor 2 (gene Galr2). The record is from RefSeq and is a predicted model, not a curated record. Lineage: Eukaryota; Metazoa; Chordata; Mammalia; Rodentia; Dipodidae.